AUGGGUAUAAGGGUAAGAGUGAUCAGAAAUGGUGAUGGAAGAAAACCUAAAACAGGUGAUGUUGUGACUAUUCAUUAUACAGGUAGAUUGACUAACGGUACAAUAUUUGAUUCCUCUGUAAUGAAAGGUACUCCAUUUACUUUUAGAAUUGGAUUAGGUCAAGUAAUUAGAGGAUUCGAUCAAGGACUUUCUCAGAUGUCAACUGGUGAAAUUGCACAAUUAACUAUAUCUUCUGAUUUGGCCUAUGGAGUAAAAGGAACUCAAGGAAUUCCUCCAAAUUCCACAUUGAUUUUUGAAAUCGAAGUUUUAUCCAUUCAACAAAAUCCUGACUAUUAA
Messenger RNA from Heterostelium album PN500, 336 nucleotides. RefSeq names its product FKBP-type peptidyl-prolyl cis-trans isomerase. Gene Ontology annotation, molecular function: peptidyl-prolyl cis-trans isomerase activity. Lineage: Eukaryota; Evosea; Eumycetozoa; Acytosteliales; Acytosteliaceae. The transcript is spliced from 5 exons. The record is from RefSeq and is a predicted model, not a curated record. Bases 1 to 336 code for a protein of 111 amino acids.